Molecule: messenger RNA, 2487 nt
Organism: Brettanomyces bruxellensis
Lineage: Eukaryota; Fungi; Ascomycota; Pichiomycetes; Pichiales; Pichiaceae
Exons: 1
Coding region: 1-2487 (828 amino acids)
Biological process (GO): DNA replication initiation
Cellular component (GO): DNA replication preinitiation complex
Source: RefSeq, a predicted model, not a curated record
AUGUCGCCGCUUGAACUACCUUCAUUUUUGGUCUACCCAAGUUCCAAAACUACAAGAAAACUGAAAGCAGCUGUUAAACCGAUUAAAGUUGCAUAUCUUCAUGAAUUACAGAUUCGUUGCAGUGAAUUAUUUGGUGGAUUACUGCAAAAGAAAGAAAAAUUGAUUGAUAUAAUUAUUCCAAGCUCCAAUAUACGUGAAUUGUUAAAUAAAUAUGUGUCUGCCAAGCAUUCAGGGGCUAUAGGAUAUUUUGUAUCAAUCCAACCUGAAGGAUCAGUACAAAAACGGUUUGGUAUAAUCAUUCCAGGCCCAACGAAACCAAUGUGGACAGUUUUCUAUAUCAAUGUCAAGAAACUGAAUGGAAGUUUUGAUACUGACACAUGCUUUAAAUUACUUCCUUCUGAAUAUAUCCAGGAUAGCCACUCGUUGAUAUUAAAUCAUUGCGAUCUUACAGCAUCCAGUAAGAAAUUUUUUGAAGAGGUGUUCAGUAACAAUCCUUCCAAUGUUUCUGAACCAUACAGUGCGUCCUUUUCAAUGAAACUUCCCAAAGCCAAUCUGGAUAAUCGAGAUACAAAACUGCUUGAAGAGUCCUUGAAAACGAUUGAUCCUGGUGAAUAUCUAGCGAAUAGUUACUUUUCCACGCUGUAUGAAGGAAGGAUACCUCUUCCUUUUUUCCCCAAAUCAACUCUGCCGCGCAUUCACGUCUUGGCCCAUUCAAACACAAAGUUAGUGAAGGAAUGCAUCACGAAAUUUUUAAUAACGUCUAUGAGCUUUUUUGAUAAAAGGCACAUCUUUGUUCAAAUUAUUAAUGACGACGAAUUUGAUCUUGAACAUUUUAAAAGUAAAUGGAUGGACUUGAACAGCAUGCUGCAUCCAUCGGAGCUCGAGUUUAGACGUGAGUUUUUUGAUAGCAUAUGCUCUGAUAGUGCUUCUUUCAACAGAGAGAAAGUUUCUAGCUUGUUGACCAAGCUUAAGAUAAAAGAAGCAAAAUUACAAGUGUUAUUAUUACUCGAGAUUCUUCAUAUUUUAAAUCAGGAUGGUUCAUCUAAUACAUCAGAUAAACCUCGUGAAAAGAAGCCAGACAUAACAAAGAAAAGAGUAAAAAUAAGGAAAAGAAAUCGGUCACAUUUAGUCGGUCAUAAGAAACGGCUCUUACCUACAUUUAUAGGCACAGUUAUUCCUGUGAAUACACAUUUUUCCACUGAUUUGAGAUCUCUGAAUUCCAGCAAAAACAGUGAGUUGCCUCUAGAUGUCAAGAAAGUUAAACUUCUUAUUCGCAACUGGUUUGAUCGUCUUUGUGUGUGGGAAGCAGUUCUAGGUAUUUCAGAGAAGAGUGAGGGCUCUUCUUUUAGUUUCCUUAAAUCAGCAGUCAUUCCAUUCUAUGCGAAAAAGCAUCACAGGUUGUUAAAGGAGCUUGUUACAAGAUCCAGAGGGCUAAAGCUUGAUAAUAAGAAAAAUAAGAGCACUAAGCUACGCCAACAUUCGGUUGAUCAUAAAAUGGAUGAGUCUGAUAAAAUGAGUACUUUUGAUUACAAACAAGGCCUUAUAACUGAUAAUCCAAACCAAUUCUUAAGUCGGGAUAAUAACAUUCAUCCAUCUGAAAGGCAGCACCGAAAAAAUUUACAGACAGGAAGAUAUAUACCCCAUCUUGCACGAAGAGCUAGUAGCUUAGCUGGUUUGAAAGAUUUAAAGAUUAAUAGAAAUCAUAGUUUUGCAGCUCAUGAGGAUUUCUCAAGAAAAACAUUUGAGAUGGUGAGGAGUACUUCAUUUUCGCAAAUGAUACGGCAUAGUUCCCAGAAUCUGAAGGAAACACUGGCGAAAAGAACAAUAUCACUUCAUGAAAAGAUUUUCGAUCACAGAAAGAAACGGAGACUUGUUGCUCCCAAGACCAAAUUCAAGGAAACUGCUUCGCCAGCAAAGGAGGUCACUGAGAUUGAAGCUACACCGCUGAAAAAAAGACGGCAUUUAUUAAAAGUGAGGAAGGAGUCCCAGCUCAAGCCAGUUCCGGAAAUUUCCGUACAUUCUUCAUCUCCUAUUAUUGGUGCCACACCGAUAAAAUUAUCUAAGGAACCAAAUGUGGAAGAAAAUAUAGUUAUAAACUCUUCCCCGAUGGAUUCUUCACCACUAAAUUUGUUACAUUCUCAGCAUGAUAUUUCAAUGACUUCACCAUUGAAGAAUUCCAUCAUUAUGUCUGAGUCGUCAACCCAGAAUAUUGAUGAAAGUUUGGGACAGGAUGUCGAUAAACAGCGCACCUGCUCUGAAGGGCAUAUUGAAAAUCAGAACGAAAAUCAGAACGAAAAUCAUGACCACAGUGAAGAUGGCAGCUUUUCUACGCUUUUCUCAUCCCCUCUUCGACCAAUAAGAGGUGAGACACAAAGAAUAGACGAUGUCGAAAAUAAUCAUGAAGAGUUAAAGGAGGAGGAGGGUUCAAAAAAUUUAGAGCGUUUUCUUCAUCCAAAGCCUACAAGGAGAAGACUUCAAUUCGACUAG